AGAUUCCUUAUGUAAAAUAACCAAUACAUAUUUUUCUAACAAUUCUAAUGUGUAUGCGUUUUUGCCUGUGCAAACACGCCAUUCAUUCUCGUAUGCAUGGACAUAUUUGUUUAAAUAUGUUAUACUUCCGAAUGUAAGCAUACAUAUGUAUAUAUAAUAAUUGCUUUGAGUGUUUACGUUUACGUGGCGCUGUCAUUGGCUGUGCCGAUUGGAAGAGUAAGUGCAUUUGUGUGAAUAACCGUUAACAAAAAUAUCCACAACUAUACUGAUGUCAUUUACGAGAAUGAUGUACUGGUUAGCUAUGUUCAAUAUUAGUUAUCAAAUAACCAAACCAUAUUUUUAUAUUAUCGCAAAAUGUUUCUAUGGAGUAUAAUGGUUUUGUUCACCUAACCGUUGUUUGUAUCACUUAUAUAUAUAUUUUUAUAUAUGUUUAUAUAUAUGAACGAUCAAAAUCGUAUCAUCGAGCUGGUAUCUAAAUAAAAUUAGGUACGUUGCUAUUGCAGAUAGGAUGAAUCGGACCAUUGCCACGCCCAUAAAACGCAUCUAAUCUAAUGUAAACGUAUACAGUUCCAUGAGUAAGCUCCAUAGUAAAUUUAGGACGGUUAUUUGGUAUGACGUAUCGCAUUAGAGAAGGGCAUUUUCUGUUUGAAAGAUUUUGAAAAACUGCGCCUCCUGAAUCAACCAAAAUGUUGUUUUAGUACAUCCGACAGUGUUAAAUUCACCAAAAUCGAACUGUAAUUCCGCCCACUCCCUAUAAAACAGUUGUAGUAAAACUACUUAAAAUGGUAUAAAUUAAGAAAUAAAUGUGCCAGAGACGUUAAACGUAACACCCAAAAUAACACGAGAGAAUUUUAUAAGAAACGGAUGUCAAAAUUAAACUAUGGGUGUAACACCGCACACUUUUAGGUAAAAAAAACACGUCUCUGGAUCUACUAUACACUUUUAAUCAAAUAUGGUACACAACAUUAUUCUGACGUUCUAACAUUACGUUCGAAAAUGGGCGAAAUCGAAUCACAACUACACCUUCUUUCCAUAUAACACAAUUUCAAAUGUUACAGAUUCCCUCACUUUCUAAUGAAUAUAUGGGAAUAAAACUCUACACAACUAGUGUGCCAGUUUGAGCCCAAAAAUUGUCAAAAUCAGAUCAUAACUGUUUAAGAACAGAAACUGAAUAUAGGGCCCAGUGCAGUUCCUAUUGCUAUCUGUUUAACAAACAUAUCGGUUAAUCUGUAAAACUAGUGCUUCUAAGAAAAGAUUGUCAAAAACGGACCAUACCAUUCAGAUACUGAAUAUGGAAACCACAGUGUACAUUGCCAACUUUUGAACGAAAAUAUAGAGAACGGUUUUUUGAUAAAAUAAUGUCUGUAUAUGGUAAAUGGAUUAAACCAGGUUAACUCUCAAAUGCCUGACAUAAUCAUUUUCGAACUUUGGGUUGGCUUAAUUCCACAUAUAUCGAAAGUUGUGAGUUAUCGUAAUGAAAUUAAGAAAGCGUCUUUUCAUAAUAAAAGUAUAUCUUAGUGGCUAAUAUGAAAGAGAUUAGGUGAAAAAGUUAAGACUUGGGCUUAUAUAAUCUAUGUUCAAACAUCCGGUCGACUGUACUCUUUACAUAUUGGUGAGGAUAUACGAAUAUAUGGUACUUUUACAAAACUAAAAAAACAUUCUUUUCUCUAACUAAGUAUAUAUUAUAUCUCACAAAAAGUAUAUGAACUAUUAUACUAUACGUAGAUAUAAUAUACUUCGGUACUAAACGUACAUAUGUGAAAUUGGUUCACGAAUUAGCCAAGCUUCAAUAUGCUACAUACAUACUAUAUAAUAUACAUGGUGAUUUCAUUAUAUUUUAUUCUAAUUAACCUUAUACUGAAUAUGUCUGCCCGUGCAUGAGUUUUAUAUUUAUUUAUAAUAUCGGUUGAAAAUAUAUUUUCAAGUAUACCUCAGCAAUGUCAAAAUAUAUAAAGUUUUCCGAUUUCCACCUGAUUUUAAACCUUUGAGGUUGGUCAAAAUUUGUGAUGUUAUAAUAAAAGGAAGUGGAAAAGUUUGCUUAAAAAUUAUGUGAUCCAAGUAGAGACACUUUUUUCAAAGCCUUUUUUUGACAGAUCACGUGUGUCGUGUCAAGUUGUCAAGUUAGUUUUGUUCAGUAUUGUUUAGCAUUUCACCUGAACAACGUUCACAAAUCGUUCAAUUAUAUUAUGAAAAUUCAAGUUCUGUAAAGAAUGUGUUUCGCGCGUGUUUGGUCAACUUAUCGUCAGCCAUCUUGAGAGUCAGCAUUCAUGAUUGGAUAAUAGCCGACGGAAUAGACCCCGUCUAGCAAGCAUUGAAGAAAAUAUAGCAGUCAUAAAUGAGACUGCACUCGCAGACCGGGGAGAGUAGAUUCAGCACCGUUCGCAGCAACUCCAACAGAUGUAUGGAACAACUUGGCGCUUUUUACGUCGUGAUCUUAAAUUGAAAGCGUACAAAAUAUAGCUUGUGCAAAAAUUUAUUCAGACAUUCUGAAACGCCAUCACCUCGCUUUAUGGGCUCUUGAAAAGUUUCAAAAGAACCUGACGUUUUCUAACCAAAUUUGGUUCAGCGAUGAGGCUCAUUUCUGCCUCAAAGAGUUUGUAAAUAAGCACAUUUGCGCAUUUGGCAAGAAGAACAACCUGAUGAGAUUCAAGAGCUACCAUUUCACCGUUAAAAACAACGGUGUGGUGUGGUUUGUGGGCCAGGGUAAUCAUCGGCACAUAUUUUUUCAAAAAUGAUGUCGAUGAGAACGUAACCGUCAAUGGCGACCGUUAUCGCGACUGUUUGACGUCUGAAAUUGUAGUUCGUGAUUUCGGCGACAUUUGCUUUAAGCAAGACGGACGGCAGGACGGCAGCAAGCAAUCAUUGGAUUUAUUGAGAGAACACUUCGGUGAGCAGAUAAAUUUACGUUUUUGACCGAUCGAUUUGCUACAAAGAUCGUGUGAUAUCACACCGUUAGACUUUUUCACUACGUUUUUUACGUUUUUGACCGAUCGAUUUGCUACAAAGAUCGUGUGAUAUCACACUGUUAGACUUUUUCAUGUGGGUAUAGUAAGUCCAUGCGGAUAAUCCUGUUUCAAUUCAGGCCUUGGAUCACAGCAUCGCGAGUGUCUUUAGCCAGUUACCAGCCGAAAUGCUCGCACGAAUCAUAGAAAAUUGGACUCAACGGAUGGUCCCAGCCAAGGCCAAUAUUUUAAAGAGAUUUAAAAAAAUGCUUAAACAUGUUCUUUCAAAUAAUAAUAAGCAUUCCCCUUUAAAUUUGUAAUUUGUGUUUUUUCUUUAAAAAUGUAGGGAACUUCAAAACCUUUAGAUUCGAGUAAGUUCUGAAUACACUGACCCGACUUCGUGGAAUCCCAAUGAAAAUUGAAUAUUUAAUAAAAACUGGCCUGGAACAUAAUAUUUCGCAUUUCGAGUAACUGAUCUACAUAACGCAAAUAACUUUUCCUAUAUGGUCAUAAUAUGAUUUAUAUAUCAAGUGCAACAUCGGUCCGGACACCAUAUAUACUUUAACGUUGAGCUGAAAAGACUGCUACUAGUAUAUGUAUCAGCAAAAUCUUCUGUCAGUUCAGUAUACUGCAUUAGUUCCAUUUCUGAAACCAUUCAUUCAUUUCACGCCAUUACCCUCCGUAAAACUGCAAGUAUCACAGUCCUUUUAUAAACGUAUUGAACAUAACAAUAGUUUAAAUUUGCAAGUAUUCAACAAAGCAAGAACUGUAGUUAUGCAACCUAUGUGGUCUUCAGCUGCUGUUGCUGCUGCGCAUAUUCAAGCUGCUUUGGUAGCCGCUGCUGCAGUCGUUAGCAGUAGCAAUGGCAACAGUAGGAUAGGAAUAGAUCCUAUUAACUACAAAUCCGCCAAUUGCAAGACUAUAAUAAAUAGUAAUAGUGUUAGAAGUAGCGGCGCAAAUAGGAGCGUGAGCAAAGGAGAGACGCAGUCACCAAAAUAUUGCGAUAGUAUUGCAGGUGAUAACUUUUCAUUGGCUUCUUCUGUGCCAAUAUUCUUAUAUUCAACCGAUGGUGGUGUCACUCCUCCAGAAUCUCCCAUGACUCAUUUGAAUUCGAUUUAUCAUAAUAAAUUUCGUGUAUCACAAGUAGAUAUCGAUAACACUGUUAGUUCAAAUGAAAGAGGACAAUCAGAAUUAAAUGAAAUAACUACAUUUAAUGCAAUUGAAAUGGACGAAGAACCAAAUGAGCAAGGUAUUUCGGUAACAGAUACACCGCUCAAUUUAUCUAAACAUCAAUUUUCACCAUGUCCUUCACCACCAUCCUUUACAUCCAGCUCUCCCGGAUUACAGAAACAGCGUGAAGUAUUGGCUUUACUUACGUCUUCUUCUCCGAUAUCUUGGUCAACGCCAGCAGAAACCUCACAUGCGGAAAUAGAAUGUGAUGACAACACGCGUGGAUUAAAUUUGAAGAACUCAAUGGAAGUAACACCGGUAGCAUCAGCAGGUUUACCUGGGAUGUACUUUCCAUACACAACCAAAAAUCGGAUCCAAAAGCAUAUCACAGUCACAAGAACUUCAAAUACUACAGCACAUAGGUGUUCAUCGCCUUGCAAUGAUCAAAGGCGAACACGUUUAACUAAUGGUGAGUUAAGCGAAGCUGGUGCAAAUUUAUUGGCAUGCCGUAUGUGGAGCGCAGCCGUUAAUGAACCGGAUACUAUCUCAAAUCCAGAUCCCUUAAAUCAUCAACAGCAACAUUUGUUUCAACCAACGUCAAACUCAGGAUCAAUUGUUCAAAUAGCCUACCGAAGCAGCCCUCAAAGAAGCAACCCUGAGGAUGAUAUACCUACAGAAAAUACCCGCUUUUCAAACACAAUAACAAAGAACUGUGACUCUAUAUUGAAAUGCGUGGAAAAAUUGGAAGAAACUAAACCAGUUGCUGAUAAAUUUCGACCUUUAGCAGUACCCCAACAGCAAGAACAAAACCACCAUCAACAACUUCAUAACCAAAAUGAUCCUACAUUACGAAAACACCAAGAACAACAUCUGCUUAAGCCCGAUGUUCUCAGUGUUUCUGAAUCGAUAGAAAUUAUGUACGAAAAUAACCAUAAAAACAAAAAUCAAUCCAUAGUGGCAAAUAGCUCUAAGGGAAAUAUCGUACACUCUACGCCUCACAUAAAAAGGCCCAUGAACGCUUUUAUGGUAUGGGCGAAAGAUGAACGGCGAAAAAUAUUAAAAGCCUGUCCGGAUAUGCACAAUUCAAAUAUUUCAAAAAUUCUUGGAGCACGUUGGAAGGCCAUGACCAAUGCUGAUAAACAACCAUACUAUGAAGAACAGUCCCGACUAUCAAAACUACAUAUGGAACAACAUCCUGAUUAUCGUUACCGGCCGCGCCCGAAACGCACAUGUAUCGUAGAUGGAAAAAAGAUGCGUAUAUCGGAAUACAAGAUCUUGAUGCGGAAUAGGCGUGCUGAAAUGCGCCAAUUAUGGUGCCGUGGUAAUGCCGUUACAGGUGGGGUAACAAACCCUAACACAUCGAACUGUACGGCGGGACAGUUACUUAACGAUACGGAUGUUAUCGUUGGCUGCAAUAUAAAAAGUUCCAUUGCGGCAGCUUAUCAUCUUCACGAUAUGGAUCACUCAAUUAAUAACACAACGGCAGCAACAUUCGGAGUUACCCAAAUAGACAAUUCAAGUUUGGUUAUGGAAGGAGUGGUCACUUCAAAUGAGGUGACAUCACUUUGCGGAAAUUAUUAUUACCCGCCUGAUAGCAUGUCACCGCACUCUGGUUUUUCUUCAGAAGGGAACACCCUCAGCUUCAGUUCUCGAGAUGAGGAUUGAAAUUAUUCGUACAAAAAAAAUGUAUCAAAUACUACAAUUAUUAAGUUAUGUACAGCUAAUGCUGAGUAAUAAUAAUUUUGUACUUAAGCAGUUUUAUUGAACAAUGUGCCAUUCUCACUACGUAUACAAAGAUCAUAAAUAAAAAGCAUCUAAAUAUAUACAUGCUUAUGACAUACUCGUAAGCUUGUGUAUAAAUUGAGUUUUAACACAUUUUCUAGAAUCUUAUCCAAAGUUAUGUUAUAUAUAAGCUAACACCUAUUCCAAAGCGGUGAAAUAUUAUUAGUUAAUUACAUUUUUGUACACAUUUAAACAUAAAUAUUUUAAUGGUUUGAUAUGUUUUUGUUUUAUGUACAAAUUAUAUAAGAAUAAAUUUAACAGCGAGGAAGGAAGUAAAUGCUUCAAAUUUCCAACUCGCAUCCAACGAUAUAUAUUGUGCCAUAUGCUAAAGGUAAAAAGUACAUAAAGUUAUUCAUAAAAUUAUUCGACAUACUCGUGUAUACACAUUGGGUAGGCUAUAAUUAUGUUCUUUAAACAAUAAUUGAAAUAAAGAUUAUUACGUCUUGAAUACGAAUAUCUCAGUCGAUUUUCAUAAGAUGGUUAAAUACAGGUUCAUAACAAUUACCAGAUAUACUCGUAUUUCUAAAUUCAUAAACUCGUAAUAUGCCCUGGUAAAGAAUAACUAUUAAGAAUAUUAACACUGGGAAAGCUCCAAGUUCAGUUGCAGCCGAACACUCGCAGUUUCCAAUCAAUUUCUAGGUAACGUAUUUAUAUAUGUUUGUAAAACGUGAUUAUAAUAAGUGAAGAAGGUCUCAGAUAGGCGCUAGCCAAAUAUACUAUACUGUAGCAAUUUGAAACUGUUAAAUGCGUCGGUUUUGACAAUACUUCAUAUUAAACAAGUAAGGAAGGGCUAUAUUUAGAUGCAAUCUUAAUUUUGCUCCUCUUACAAAUUAUGUACCUGAGAAGCGGUGAGAUAUUGUCAGUUUUUUACAAACUUAUGUAUUAAAAAAGUACGCAGAGCUAAGUUCGGGUCUAAGCAAACAUUUUUCAAUUAGUGAAGACCGAAUACUUUUAACACCUUCUUUAUUAUAUCUCAUAGGUUAGAUAUACUUUUAGUAGAAUCUCAGCUAUUGCUAUUGGGAGCCACAUAUUCGGUAUCUGAAGGGCGUGAAAAGUUAUAAUGUGAUUUUGACCAUUUUUGGACGCGAAACACACUUUUUACGAGUAUGCAUAGUUUUGUUUCGAUAUCGUCAUUGGAUUUAAUUUGACGUGGAAAUUAACAUUUAAAUAUAUAUGAGAAGAAGGCGUGGUUGUUGCUGAAUUUCGUCUAUUCUCUUAGUAAUUUGAGGAAUAAAAUGUACUCUUACGUAUCAAGUUUUCUUGAAACUAAAUGAGUAGUUCCUGUGAUAUCAGAUUUUAUCUAUAGAUAAGUGGCCUUUUAAAGUCUUUUGCUAUAUUCUUCAAAUAAACAAGGAUCAACUUCUUGACGAAGAAUAAUGGGUUGUUUGAAUGUACAUGCAUACGCAACGUACAAGGUCAGCAGGUGAGGCAUUCAGGUCUUCCUUACUUCACGUGCGAAGACCUAGAAGUAACGUUGGAAGACCUUCUGGCCAGCUCAGAGUCCUGAUUCGAGGGACACCAAUCAGACGUGUCAAAGCCGUGAAAAACGCUGAGUCAACCGAGGGGCAGAACUGAGCAAUCCAUUAAUUCCAGUUGAGUAGAAGGCACUGCUACCGGUGUCAGCUGAAAUGUUCUUCAGAGAAACAGCAACUAGCCAUCUUGAAAAUCUAACUAUGAUUAUUAAACAGUACCUUAGCUGAUUGACGACUAAUCCUUCAAUGAGGUCGCUGAGACUGUGAUGCUAAAUCUUUGAGUGCAGGCACGGUAUGCAGUUGCGGAACCAGUUUAGUGCGUCCCGCCAGAUGUACUUCUGCUUGAGUGUGCGAUAGCUGACUUAACCUUUGGGAUGGGACAACCAAUGAAGCGUGUCAAAUUUUUGAGGUUAAUACGUAAAUUAGCUGGUGGAGCUCCUCAUUAUCUUAUUGCUCGUAUUAAAUCCUUUCGGUGCUCAAGAGGGUCGGCAUGCUAAUGAUCCUGGACAGGGCGUCAAACCUCUCUUCACCUUUGUACGCGCUGUACUUCACCUCUGUGAGGAUGAGCUUCGCAAAUGAAAAUCCAAAUUGCUUCCAGAUGCCAUAUUCGAACUGUUUCAGCGAUGCCCCUAUAGCUGCAUUGAAUGCUUCAGCUAUUCAAACUACAGCUGCUAUAUUCUGCUUGCAGAUGAUUUUAAGAAAGCGCAUGUGGUCAUCAAAGUCCAAGCCUCUCGAGCUAUUGCCCAUGGUCGCUGGUCUGGGUUCCAUUACGUAGUCCAACAGGCAUUCCCACCAUCUCAAAGGAGCUUAAAGGUGUUGUGACCGCUGCAUUUCCGAUGUCUCUGGAAACACUGAAAUCUGAUGAUACAUGCGAAAGAGAGUGAUCUGGGAAAUAGUUUUCUUACUGUGGGGACUAUGAAAUAAACCUUCAGUAACGAGUAGUUGGUAAGGACCCAUUUGCGCGUUCAAUCGCCUCAAGCUUACAGUAAUUCGCGAUCUCCAAGCUUUGUGGGUGUCAUGUAGAUGAGACUGGACGCCUGCUGUGGUGUAAGAGGCAGAAGUGACGUCGUGCUUAGUGGUAUCAAUGAAACGGUAAAGAAGCUCUACGUACAUGUUAUAAGUAUGGAUGUUGGAGAGAGCCUGCUGAUCCAAUGUCGAAAUUCGUGGUUUCCGAAAAUUCUUCAAUAGUUGUGGUGAUGCUAGCGGUUCGAUGCGCAGAUGUUUCUUGAGAUCUAUCGGUAGGCUAUAGUGUAGUUUCCUUGGCUGGUAACAGAUGGGCCCUCUAACCGAUAAAAACAAGGGUCUAAUGGUGCUGGAGUUCGAGAUGGCGCUCGGAAUCCUCUACAAGUUGCUUAGCUUCUGCAAAAAGGGUAAUAAUCAACGGAAUUGGUGAAACGAUUAAUGCGGUUUUUGCUGUACAGAGGCGGGUGCGUAUCUUGGCUGCAAUAAGAUAGUGGUUCGAGUCGAUGUUAGGACGUCGGGCUUGCACUCUUGCUUUCUGAGAGCACUUAUCAACAACUUGGCAUAAAAUGAACUGUGAGACGGCAUUUCAAACUCUUACGUACAGCUGCAAACUUAACCAUUGCUUUUCGGUAAAGGUAAAAGAGCAGCUGGUACGAUGAGGAGUUCCGUGUCGUAGCGAGAAGAAAACAGAUUGCCUACCACGCAACGUUACGAUCGACCACAACACGUGCUUGAUGGGAUAGAUAUCUAUAGUUGAAGAGAGAAGCGAGACGCAUUUGCAGACAGAAAAAGAAAGAGGCCGAAAUACGUGAGUAUGAAAAGCUUUAGAAGCUGGCCGUUAGGUGUAUUGCUCGAAAAUUGUACAAAAAAAUGCGCCAACUAACAGAAGGUUUUAAGACCGGAGUAUACUCUUGUAGAACACUUCUCCAUGGCAGUGAACCCUUCUGAGUGGCAGUGAAAUUAUAACGCCAGGAGAAGGCCAACCCGAUUCCUCAAUUGAUUUCGAUGAAACAGACGUUCCAUUGCCCGACCAUGAAGAAGUUCGAAUAGCAAUUAUCCGUCUAAAAAAUAACAAAGCGGCGGGGACUGAUGGAUUGCCGGCCGAGCUAUUCAAACAUGGCGACGAAGAACUGAUAAGGAGCACGCAUUAGCUUUUUUGUAAAAUAUGGUCGGUCGAGAGUAAGUCCAACGAUUAGAAUUUAAAUGUGCUCUGUCCAAUCUACAAGAAGGAAGACUCUACAAUCUGCACCAACUACCAAAACAACAAAUAACAAAGUGACAAAACAAUAUUUAUAUGCAAUGUACACUGCACGUCAUCAGGUUAGCACACUUUCAUCGACAUUAUGCAAUUGCUUCUAAGGGGAAACUUUAGUAUACGAUCCCACGAUUUCAGGGUUAAAAGUGGUAUGGUUGGAUACAGAUGAUGCUCCUGAUUAAGAAAAUAUAUAAUUGCUGCCGCCGCAAACUUAUAGUUUUCGAGAUAUUUGCAUUUAAAGUUGAAAAUUUUGCAAAUUUUAUCUUGCAUUUUCUCGAUUGCUAGUAAUUAUUUAAUUCAUAUUAUGCACUUUUUAUGCACUUACACUUCACUACAUUGUUUCUACAUUUUUUUCCAGUAAUUAUUUAGUUAUUUGCUUAAAAUAAGCAUUUUAUAUUUUACACAAUUUUCAUUUCAUGCACAAAAACAAAAGUAUUCCUUGUUGACAAAUAUAAGUGUUGCCAUAAUUACACAUUUAUCAAACGAAUAAAAAUGAAUAUAAAAACUCAAACCAAGAGACAAAUACCAUCUGAAAUAAAUUUUCCAUUGUAAUAAAAAAAGUUUUAAGGCUUAUAUGUAUAUUUAAUUGCAUCUAAUAAUUUUACAAAAGCAUCGUGAUGAUUAUUUGCAAUAUUUUUUCUCCAAGUAUAUUCUUAAAUUAAAUUAGAAAAAUCUUCGCUAUUAUUGUAAUUGUCCUUAAUAAAAAAACGUUUAAUUACUCGCCACUGGGACUCGAUGCGGUGAGUAUGCGUCCCGUCCUCGGCAACGAACGGAUUAUCGGGGUCGCUGUGAUUAAC
This is a messenger RNA of Bactrocera dorsalis (oriental fruit fly), 10381 nucleotides long. RefSeq lists its product as uncharacterized. The record is from RefSeq and is a predicted model, not a curated record. Gene Ontology annotation, molecular function: DNA-binding transcription factor activity, RNA polymerase II-specific; RNA polymerase II cis-regulatory region sequence-specific DNA binding. The coding region runs from base 3537 to 5777 and encodes 746 amino acids. The transcript has 2 exons. NCBI's taxonomy places the organism in Eukaryota, Metazoa, Arthropoda, Insecta, Diptera, Tephritidae. Gene Ontology annotation, cellular component: nucleus. Gene Ontology annotation, biological process: cell fate commitment; regulation of transcription by RNA polymerase II.